Molecule: messenger RNA, 1642 nt
Organism: Rotaria sp. Silwood1
Lineage: Eukaryota; Metazoa; Rotifera; Eurotatoria; Philodinida; Philodinidae
Source: the annotation of a GenBank genome assembly
ACACGAGAUCGAAAAUUUAAUUAGAUUUAAAAUAUUUAUCUACUCUGCACAUUUACAAAAAUUUCAUAAGAAUAUCGCAAUAACUUUCUUGGUAAAGACUAGAUUCAUUUUUUUUCAUUAUUUAGUAUUUGGUGAUAUGGAAGGCAAAGAAAAAAAAAUUACGUCACGAACUAAAAAUGAAUAGAAAUAGGAGAAAGAAAAAGAAAACGUGACUUAUGUUUUUUUGUUUAUCAAAAAUACUUCAGAUAUUUUAUUAUUUUGCAUGAGACAGAAAUAAAUCAAAACAUGAAACUUGAAGAUUUAGUUAAUGAAAUCUUACUUGAUUUAUAUGAAUUAUUGGAUGAAAAAAGGGUGUUCCAGAACUUCUGAAACGAUUUUAAAAUUUAUCGUUCACGCAUUCAACAAAUGCAAACGCUUUGAAACUUUGACAUAUUAUUGCAUAUAUGUAGUGCCACAUAACUACAAAGUUUGAGAUCUAUAGGUUCUACUGUAGAGGAGAACCUGUAACAACAUUAUGAUGUACUAUUUUUAAAAUUUUCCUGUAUCCCAAGUCUACCAAAAUAUCUAUAUUUCGGCUGAGGUAGAUGAUAAAAUCUUGAAUUUUUUUUUAAAAGCUGCGCCGUGAAAAGCUCUACAAAAAUUGUAAUAACAAAUCCCUAUUGACUUGUGUUAAUGGUUUCUGCCAUACACAAAAUGAUAAACCUACAUGAUGGUACUACUUCUCACCAUAUUGGGCUUAAUAAAAAAUGUUUGGAAGAACAUGUUGUUUUUCAUGUAUCUCAGCUUGAGAAAAUGAUAAAAUCUUGAUUUCUUUUUCAAAAGAUGCACCGUCGAAAGCUCUACAAAAGCUGUGUAAACAAAUUCCUAUUGGAAAGCAAAAAGGUCUUCCAAACCUUUUUUUAUUACGCAUAAUAUGGUGAGAAGUAGUACUAGCAUGCAGGUUUUUCAUUUUGAGUAUGGCAGAAACCAUUAACAGAAAGUCAAUAGGGAUUUGUUAUUGCACUUUUUGUAGAGCUUUUCACGGCGCAUCUUUUAAAGAAAAAGUCAAGAUUUUAUCGUUUACCUAAGCCAAGAUAUAGACGAAAUAAAAAAAUAUUGCACACCUCGAAGAUGACCAGGAAAAUUUAUAAAAUAGUACAUGUCAGUAUUGUUACAGUUUCUCAUCCAUAGUAGAACCUAUAGACCUCAAACUUUAUAGUUAUGUAAUACUAUAUAUGUACAACAGUCUACCAAAGUUUGAACAAAUUUGCUUUUGUAGAAUGCGAGAACGAUAAAUUUUAAAAUCGUUUCAGAAUUUCCGGAAUACCCCUUAUAUGCUGGUUUGAAAUUUUUAGAUUUUUGUUCAAAAUUAAUAACUGGAGUCUAUUUACCAUAUUAUGAAUAUGAACAGACAUUUGAUUUACAAUGUGCAUUAAGUAUUAUAAUAUCUAUGAAUAAUAUUGAUAUUAAAGAAAAAAUUUAUUCAAUUGAAAUAUUAACAGAUAUUCAUAAAAGACAAUUAAAAAUUUUACAAGUCUGGAAAGAUACUCUACGAGAUAAUCAACAUUAUUCAAAUUUAUUAAAUUUAAUAAACAACUUUGAUGAAAAAUCAGCUUUUGAGAUUUUCAAAGAUCAAAUAAAACAGGGUGUGGGUGUGGGUUGA